Sinocyclocheilus rhinocerous is the source of this 801-nucleotide messenger RNA. RefSeq names its product histone H3-like. The transcript has a single exon. NCBI's taxonomy places the organism in Eukaryota, Metazoa, Chordata, Actinopteri, Cypriniformes, Cyprinidae. The record is from RefSeq and is a predicted model, not a curated record. Gene Ontology annotation, molecular function: DNA binding; protein heterodimerization activity; structural constituent of chromatin. The coding region runs from base 42 to 506 and encodes 154 amino acids. Gene Ontology annotation, cellular component: nucleosome.
CUUCAUUUUAUUCGUACUGUUUGAAGUGUUGCUGUGAGAUAAUGGCCAGAACCAAGCAAACCGCUCGUAAAUCCACCGGAGGCAAAGCCCCGAGGAAGCAGCUGGCGACUAAAGCCGCCCGUAAGAGCGCACCCGCCACCGGUGGCGUUAAGAAACCUCAUCGUUACAGGCCCGGUACCGUGGCUUUGAGAGAGAUCCGUCGUUAUCAGAAGUCCACUGAGCUGCUGAUUCGCAAACUACCCUUCCAGCGUCUGGUGAGAGAAAUCGCUCAAGAUUUCAAGACGGAUCUGCGUUUCCAGAGCUCCGCUGUCAUGGCGCUGCAGGAGUCCAGCGAGGCUUAUUUGGUCGGUCUGUUUGAAGACACCAACCUGUGCGCCAUCCACGCCAAGAGGGUCACCAUCAUGCCCAAAGAUAUCCAGCUGGCGGAGAGCGCGCUUAAACCCACAGCCGCUUCAGCCGCACAAACCCCGAAGCCUCUUUUAAGAGCCGUCUCAAUGUUUCUAUGAAAGACGAUUUCCAUUGAAUCAUGUGAAUUAAGUUCAUGUGUGAAGUAAUUUCGGUGUGUUUGCUGAGUCUAGACGAUUUAAGUUUAAUUUCAUGUCUGUAUACCAAAGCAAUUAUAAUACAUAUGUAAUGCGUAUAAUGAGAGGAAACUUCACUUCAACGUUAAAAAAACAAGCAGUGUUUUCAACCUACAUUCAAUACUAUACCAGUCUCUGCUUUUAUUUAUGGAGAAAUCCUUGUCUAGGCACUAAGUUGAGACAUCCCUGGCGCGUGGAAACGUUCAUUAAAGAUGUUGAA